GGCCGCUGGCUUGCUCGCUCUCGGCGCUGCAGAGGCUCUGAGACGGCGGCGGCGGCUCCCUCAUCCCUCCCUCCGGUGUCUGUCGGUCCGUCCGCGCGAGCGUCAGUCCGUUCGGCCUCGGUCCGGCCCGCAGCAUGGCCGGCGUCAGCUUCAGCGGCCACCGCCUGGAGCUGCUGGCGGCGUACGAGGAGGUGAUCCGGGAGGAGAGCGCGGCCGACUGGGCUCUGUACACGUAUGAGGAUGGCUCAGAUGACCUCAAGCUUGCAGCCUCAGGAGAAGGGGGCUUGCAGGAGCUCUCUGGCCACUUCGAGAACCAGAAAGUGAUGUACGGCUUCUGCAGCGUCAAGGACUCCCAGGCCGCCCUGCCAAAAUAUGUGCUCAUCAACUGGGUUGGCGAAGAUGUGCCCGAUGCCCGGAAAUGUGCUUGCGCCAGCCACGUGGCUAAGGUGGCUGAAUUCUUCCAGGGUGUUGACGUGGUUGUGAAUGCCAGCAGUGUGGAAGACAUCGAUGCUGGGGCCAUCGGGCAGCGGCUCUCCAAUGGCCUGGCCCGGCUCUCCAGCCCGGUGCUGCAUCGGCUGCGGCUCCGGGAGGAUGAGAACGCCGAGCCGGUGGGUACCACCUACCAGAAGACAGACGCAGCCGUGGAAAUGAAGCGGAUUAACCGGGAGCAGUUCUGGGAGCAGGCCAAGAAGGAGGAAGAGCUGAGGAAGGAGGAAGAGCGGAAGAAGGCCUUGGACGCCAGGCUGAGGUUUGAGCAGGAGCGGAUGGAGCAGGAGCGGCAGGAGCAGGAGGAACGUGAGCGGCGCUACCGGGAGCGGGAGCAGCAGAUAGAGGAGCACAGGAGGAGGCAGCAGACUCUAGAGGCUGAGGAGGCCAAGAGGCGGCUAAAGGAGCAGUCCAUCUUUGGUGACCAGCGAGAUGAGGAGGAGGAGUCCCAGAUGAAGAAGUCCGAAUCCGAGGUGGAGGAGGCAGCUGCCAUCAUUGCCCAGCGUCCUGACAACCCUCGGGAGUUCUUCAGGCAGCAGGAGCGGGUUGCGUCGGCCUCCGCUGGCAGCUGUGAUGCGCCCUCACCCUUCAACCACCGGCCAGGUCGUCCGUACUGCCCUUUCAUAAAGGCAUCGGACAGUGGGCCUUCCUCCUCCUCCUCUUCCUCCUCUUCCCCUCCACGGACUCCCUUUCCCUAUAUCACCUGUCACCGCACCCCAAACCUCUCUUCCUCCCUCCCAUGCAGCCACCUGGACAGCCACCGGAGGGUGGCGCCCACUCCCAUCCCCACCCGGAGCCCGUCUGAGUCCAGCACAGCCUCUACCCCUGUCACGGAGCAGACUGAGAGGGCCCUGGAUGAGGUCACAUCCUCACAGCCUCCACCCCCGCCUCCACCACCCCCACCAGCUCAAGAGGCCCAGGAGUCUACCCCUAGACUGGACGCCGAGGAGACCAGCAAGGAGGCCAAAGCAGCAGCGAGCCCUCAGGCCUGGGCUGGCUGUGCACAGGAGCCCCCUCAGGCACAGGAACCCCCCCUGUUGCAGAGCAGCCCCAUGGAGGACUUGAUGUGCACAGACCUCCCAGAGCAGGCUGUCCCGGCCGCCCCCGCAGAGCCCGCUGCCUCUGUCACCUCAGUAGCUGAUGCCCAUGCGGCUGACACCAUUGAGACCACCACUGCCACUACUGACACCACUGUUGUCAACAGUGCCAGCCCCGCCACUGCCAGCCUCAUUGAUCUAUGGCCUGGCAAUGGGGAAGAGGCCUCAGCACCUCAGGCUGAGCCCAGGGCACCCACACCACCCUCAGGUGCUGAGGCCUCCCUGGCAGAGGUGCCUCUGCUGGAGGAGGCACCUCAGGAGCCGCUGCCACCAGCGGGUGAAGGCUGUGCCAACCUUCUGAAUUUUGACGAGCUGCCAGAGCCUCCGGCCACCUUCUGUGACCCAGAGGAGGAAGCAGAAGGGGAGCCGGUGGCUGCCUCCCAGGUCGUAACGAUGCCCUCGGCUCUAGAGGCGGUAGAUCAGGUGCUGGAGCAGGAGCUGGAGCCAGAACCUCACCUGACCAAUGGAGAGGCCACUCAGAAGGAGGGGACGCAGCAGGCCAGCGAAGGGUACUUCAGUCAGUCCCAGGAGGAAGAGUUCGCCCAAUCAGAAGAGCUGUGUGCAAAGGCUCCGCCUCCGUUGUUCUACAACAAGCCUCCAGAAAUAGACAUCACCUGCUGGGAUGCAGACCCGGUACCCGAAGAGGAAGAGGGCUUCGAGGGUGGUGAUUAGUAGUGGCCAGUGCCCCCUGGCUGCCCUCGCCACGGCCGCCCACCUGCAGUGGCCUCUGGCCAGACGGCUUGCAGCGCCAGCGUUAGCAGCGGCCCCGCCUGGCUCGCACUCCGGAUCCCGGCGCUGCCCGGGGACCUGUCUGCUUCCCCGCCCACAGGGCCUGACUUUUACAGCUUUGUCUUUUUUUAAAGUUGAUAGACUUGACUGGUUCUCCUCCCGUUGGUAGUUGAAACGCUGUUGCAGAUUCCGCCCCUUCCUGCCCAGCCCAGACUGUAGCUUAGUCCUCCCUGCUCGGCCGAGCAGCCAGGAGGCCUCACCCUGCUUGGGACCUGGUGGGGGGCGGGGGCUCCGGUGGGAGAAAGGUUCCCCCCCAUCACUUUUCCUAGUUUUAUGUUUCUUGGAAAAAAAAAAAAUCACUUUGUAUUCUCUAUCCAGGGCUUCAGAUAUUUUGCACGAAAUUUAAAACAUGGCAAUAAACGGCUCGUGGGCUCUGGCUCCCUGGGA
This is a messenger RNA of Psammomys obesus (fat sand rat), 2759 nucleotides long. It is a transcript of the gene Dbn1, whose product is annotated as drebrin 1. The coding region runs from base 135 to 2255 and encodes 706 amino acids. The record is from RefSeq and is a predicted model, not a curated record. NCBI's taxonomy places the organism in Eukaryota, Metazoa, Chordata, Mammalia, Rodentia, Muridae. Gene Ontology annotation, molecular function: actin filament binding. The transcript has 15 exons. Gene Ontology annotation, biological process: positive regulation of dendritic spine morphogenesis; positive regulation of axon extension; neuron projection morphogenesis. Gene Ontology annotation, cellular component: actin filament; lamellipodium; dendrite.